Molecule: messenger RNA, 3075 nt
Organism: Penicillium taxi
Lineage: Eukaryota; Fungi; Ascomycota; Eurotiomycetes; Eurotiales; Aspergillaceae
Product: putative ARID/BRIGHT domain protein (SWI1)
Exons: 1
Coding region: 1-3075 (1024 amino acids)
Biological process (GO): regulation of transcription by RNA polymerase II
Cellular component (GO): nucleus; SWI/SNF complex
Molecular function (GO): transcription cis-regulatory region binding
Source: RefSeq, a predicted model, not a curated record
AUGAACGCCUGGCUCACCGACGCCUCGAGCCUCCCUGGCCAGGAUAAUGGGGCUUUCAAUCCAUCAACUAUCGACCCCUCUAGUGCUUUCUUGCACACCUCUCCUACCCCCCAGGAUCCCAACCAAUUCCAGCGCAUGUUCAAUGGAAUGCCGCGGAAUGCCUCGCCAGGAUUUCACAAUUCUAACUCAGUGAUCCCAUCCAAGCGUGCUCGUCCAGAAGAUGGCAUGCCCAUGUCACCGCGGCCUGCACCUGGCGGCAUGCCGGGAUCACGAUCUCAAACCCCUCAGAUGCCUUUCCCUGGUUAUCAAGGUCCGUCGAAUGGGACGCCACAGUUCUCUCAACACCCCACUCCAUAUCAGCAUCUCCAACAAGGAGCAUCACCAAAUGUAACUCAGUCGCCUAUUAUGAACGAAUUCGACCAACAGAGCGUUCGCAUGGGUACCGCGUCCCCGAGUCCUUUCUCUCCUCAAGUUGGUGGCCACAUGUCGCCUUCCCAAUCAGAUCACAGUAGCCGCGUGAAUACCCCACAGAACAACAACUUCAUGCCAGGCCAGGGCUUUCCCCAGGGUAUGGGCGCCCAGUUCCAGCCGGGUCACUCAGGUCUCCAGCAUGUCAUUGGGAUUUCAUCGGCAGCCCAGCAACCAUCCAUGCAGGCGCAGUUCAAUGGACAGCAACAACAAGUAACCCCGGCGUAUCAUCAGGCCCUAGCAGCUCAACAGCAGAGACUACAUGCAAUGCAAGUACAGCAAAACCAAAACCGACAAAUGAAUGUCAACGGGCAAAUGGCUGGACGACCGGUUGCCGGUAUGAACUCUAUGGCCAACCCUCAACAGAUGGCUGCGAUCCGCCAGAUGCAAGCGAACAUGGCGAAGCCUAGCAAUCCGGACGGCUUCGUGCGCUCACUGCAAAAAUUCAUGAUGGCGCGUAAUCUUCCAUUGGAUCUGAAUCCGAUUGUCUGCGGCCGCCCGAUCAAUUUGAUCCAAUUAUAUGGUUCCGUGAUAAAGAUGGGAGGCUCGAAGAAAGUCACGGCAUCGAAUCUGUGGCCGGCAGUCGCACAACAACUCCAGUUUGCCCAGGUGCAAUUUCCAAUGGCAGCUCAAGAGCUUCGAGAACACCACCAACGGAAUCUGGGUCCAUAUGAGCAGGCAUUCAUUUCGUCUCAACAGAAGCAAAUGGCCGAGAUGCAGCAGCAGCAGCAACAGCAACAGCAGCAACAGCAGCAACAGCAACAGCAACAGCAACAGCAACAACAACAACAACAGCAACAACAGCAACAACAGCAACAACAGCAACAACAGCAACAACAACAACAACAACAAGGUGGAAUUUCGCGCCAGCCAAGCGACCCAUCUCUCCUCCAGUACCAGUCGCCAUCCGUAAAACCCGGUCAAAAUUUUGAACAACCUCAACCGCUCGCCCUUUCUCCUCAGAACAACGUUUCUGUCCCUAAUCAGUCUCACCCCGCUCAACUAAACGGAUUUGCAACACCCACACAAGUCCGAAGCCAGAGCAGACCUCCCCAGCCCGUACAUCGUUUGAGUGUCUCUCGCCAAUCACAGCCUUCGGUACCGCCAACCGACCUCUCAGGGCAAUUUGCAGCACCUUCACCACAAGUGAAGCCGAUCACUGCACCCCCCGUCCAGCAACCAGGCACCAUUGAACAAAAGGUUGAGCGAUUUGUGAAGAAACCUAUUGAGGACCCAUUCACACCCAUGGUACUCUCAGAGCCACGUCCACAUGGUCCCAUACUGGUAGAUGAAAUGUUCCAGCUUGGAGAGGAUAUCACACGAUUGAAACCAUCUGUACCGAGUUUCGGAGAGCUGGGUGUGAUAGAUAUUCACGCACUCACAAUGGGCCUCAAGUCUGGAAUUCAGGGUGAAAUUCGGGUUGCGCUGGAUACUCUCACCACUCUCUCCGUUGAGCCGGCUGUACAGCUUUCACUCGAGAACUGCGAUGACCUGGUGGAAAGCUUGGUUGAUUGCGCCCAGGACCAGACCGAUUAUCUCAUGGAGCAUAUUCCGGUGGUGUCUGAUGUCAUGCAAUUGCAGACAUAUGAGGAAGUAACGCGGGGCUGUCAGGCUGAGUUCACAUCUCUUGUCGACGUUCAUGAAUUUGCGAGUGUGGCCUACAAUCUUGACCGAGCCGUCGAUCGAUUGAUAUGCAUCACAACUAUUCUUCGGAACUUUUCAUUUAGUGAGGCAAACUUCCCUAUCCUGGGAAUUUCACCAGUGACCCAGAUGUUUGCCGAUGUCUUCCGCUGUAUUGGAACGCGCGACAGGUUCCUGCGCACGAAUCAAAAUACGCUGGAUUUCAUGAAGGAUGCAGUGGUCUUUAUGGGAAAUCUGGCCCAUCUCAUGCAAAUACCCGGCAAGGAGGAAGCAUUGAGUCUAUUGAAUUUCCUGCUUGCAUUCGCUCCGAUGCCUGGGCCCAUCUUGAAGCCGGACCAAGUGAUGUUUACUAUGUAUAAUCCCGCAGUUCAUCGAUACACGCCGUCUGCCGCAGACGGUCUCGCCAAGUUGCUGGCGAGAGAUGACCCGAACCGGAUUUACCUUAGUGCUAUCUUCUCCGGAGAUGGAUCUGCUCCUCCCCAACCUGAUCUACUCACCCGCGCGUUCGGUCUUGCCAUCUGCUGUGUCCCUGAAAGAAAACAACUGGCAGUCACCGAUGCGCGAAAAGUCUUCCUCAUGCAGGGCUUGCUUGCCGCUGACGUUCUGACUACGUUUGCAGACGGUCAUCUGGCAAAGUUGUGGCUAGGGUCUGUUGAUGGAUUUGCCAUCCAUCUUCUUCGACUCUCUUGUCUGUUGUGCACUGAGCGCAUCCCACAAAUCAAUCAGAUGCGCCAACGGUCACAGGCCGAGGCCGAAGCCCUCGCGUACGGCUCAAUCAUCCAUCGUGGACUGGCCAUCCUGCGUCGACUCGCCGAGAAAUCCAAGCAAGUCGACAACAUCUCUCCUCUUCGCCUUCCUUCCGGAAUUGUUCCUCGCAAAGAGAGCCUGCUUGGCGCUUUACUGCUUCCGAAUAUGGAUCCAAACAUCAUUCGCCAGCUUAUUACCUAUGCGCGUCUCGCUGAGUAG